This is a messenger RNA of Gryllus bimaculatus (two-spotted cricket), 558 nucleotides long. The record is from the annotation of a GenBank genome assembly. Lineage: Eukaryota; Metazoa; Arthropoda; Insecta; Orthoptera; Gryllidae.
AUGAUUGGUCUCCUUUCCCUGCAUCUUGACCGUAGUUAUUUCUCCCUUCCCAGUGUUAAUAUAGUGCUGCAGCAGAUAAGUGCGGCUGUUUCUUCCUGGUGGGUUUAUAAUCGCACUGCACGCCCUCCCUCCUCCCCUGCCCCGGCGCCGCUGCCCCUGCUGCGGCCACGCGAAUCGGAGUGUCGAGCCCUCAAGACGGCGGUCUUCGCGGUCCGCCGCCAACGGCGGGCUGCGCUAGCGGCGGCGGCGGCGGCGGCGGCGGCGGCGAGGGCGGGCGGGCAUAGCGCGGUCGCAUACCCCGGGGAGACCGCAGACGCCCGCGGCGGGGGCGGGGGGCGGCGGGCGGGCGGGCAGCGCGUCGUCUUGAGGAGGCGGUGCGCCGCGCGCUGGAGCUGCGCCGGAAGAAGGGCGGGAAGCGGCGAGUGCGCUGGCGCAGCAGCGGGAGAGGGGGCGGACGGGGCCGGUCAGCCCACGUGGGAGCUGUUGGUGGCCGCGGGACGCAAGAAAGGUGGAGGAGGGGGGAAAGACGACAGAUUGACGCUGGGGGACGCGAAAUAA